GAAUCCAUGAACAAUUGCAUUCGAAACGCCACUCCUCUCUCCUCUCUGCUGUAUGCAACUACGCAGCGAAGUUCAGAGCUUGCAGUUCUUUUUUACUUCAAAGGCGCCAAAGAUGCAGAACCCUGGCAACCCCAGCGAUUCCCCUCGGAACCUUUCUCUCUCUAUAACUCUUCGCUUGUGGUCGGCUUUUGGCCGUCUUGAGUUUUGCGCUUCGUCCUAUUUCUCUGUCUCUCCAGCGUCUCCAUUUCGCCUUCCGCUGGAGAAGAUUGCUCUGAUCGUCCUCAUCAUCGCUGCCGGGGGGAGAUCGGUUAAUGAGCCACGAAUUAUUUUUGUAGUCGCCGCCUUGGCAGAAGGAAAUGAGAGAAAGGGCGGCUGGAUCCUCGUCGAUCCGUUUCUGAGGAUGUUUUGUUUGAUUCGGUGGGGUCUCAGUGGAAUCUUUCUGAGCAGGGAAGCUUUUUGAGAAUGUUUGUUUAGGAUUGGGUCAGCGACAGUGAUGAGAAGAACAGCGACAAUUUCAGCUGGGAGACUGAUGAGGAUGACAAGGAAAGCCCUGCAGAUCCUCCUGGGGAGGCUUCUGAGGCAGGUCCUUCUCAGCCUAGCUUAUAUUCCCAUUUCAUUGGAAUGGGUUUUAGCGGAGACAUGGUUGAAAAGGCCAUAAAGGAAAAUGGAGAAGGAAACGUGGAAACUAUUCUUGAAACUCUACUCACUUAUUCGGCUAUUGGAAAUUCUCCUUCGGACUGUGAGGAUGCCCCUGCUGAGUGCCCAGUUACUAGUGACGAAUAUUCCUUUGACAGUGAUAUAGAUACUGAUGACCCUAAUGAUCAGGACUUCAUAGAGGGUCCGCAGGAGAAAGAUAAGAAAUUAUUGAUAUUGGUUGAUAUGGGUUUCUCUCCGGAAGAAGCAGAUGCAGCCAUAGAAAGAUGUGGACUCGAUUCUUCAGUUUUGGAGCUUGCAGAUUCCAUUCAUGCUGCUCAAAUGGCCGAGGAACCUGAGGGAAUAGGUUGGGAUUGUCCAAAGACUCGUUUUGAGGCUGCAGAAGGAUCUAGUUACGGCUCCACAAGAAAGAAGAGGAGUUUAAUUGAAGUAAAGCGUAAGUUGAAAAGGAGUUGCCUCUCGCAAAGGAGAAGGGAUUACGUGAGGAAGUCCACUGUGGAUUUUGAUGAUGCCCCAUUGGCUAUUCCAAAGCCAAUGAUAGGUUUUGGCAUUCCAUUUGAGAAGUGCAUUACACGAAGAAGUCUCCCAGAAGCAGCCAUUGGCCCUCCAUAUUUUUAUUAUGAGAAUGUUGCUCUUGCACCUAAGGGAGUUUGGGACACCAUCUCACGCUUUCUUUAUGACAUAGAGCCCGAGUUUGUUGACUCAAAAUACUUUUGUGCGGCUGCCCGGAAGAGGGCCUACAUCCAUAACCUCCCAAUUGAGAAUAGAUUUCCGCUACUCCCUAUUCCUGCAAAAACUAUCCAAGAGGCCUUACCCAUGACAAGGCAAUGGUGGCCUCAAUGGGACAAGAGAACUCAGCUCAAUUGUUUGCAGACUUGCAUCGCUAGUGCUAAAUUGACUGAAAGGAUCAGAAAGGCUUUAGAAAAUUAUGGUGAUCUUCCUCCACCUAGAGUGCAAGAGUAUGUGCUUGCUGAAUGUAGGAAGUGGAACCUUGUUUGGGUAGGGCAUCACAAGGUUGCACCACUGGAACCAGAUGAAGUUGAAAUGUUACUUGGAUUUCCAAACAAUCAUACUAGAGGUGGUGGCAUUAGCAGGACCGAGAGGUACAAAUCAUUGGGAAAUUCAUUCCAAGUUAAUACAGUUGCUUACCACCUUUCUGUCCUGAAGAGUAUGUUUCCUAACGGCAUCAACUUGCUUUCUCUCUUCUCUGGCAUUGGUGGAGCUGAAGUGGCUCUUCACAAACUUGGCAUCCACCUGAAGACAGUUGUAUCGGUUGAGAAAUCAGAGGUAAAUAGAAAUAUAUUAAGGAGUUUUUGGGAGCAAACUAACCAGAAAGGAAAUUUGAUUGACCUGGAUGAUGUACAGCUCCUCAAUGGCGAUAGGCUUGAAAGUUUGAUGAAGAGAUAUGGAGGGUUUGAUCUUGUUAUUGGCGGAAGCCCCUGCAACAACUUGGCAGGUAGCAACCGUCACACUCGCGAUGGUCUGGAAGGUGAACAUUCUUCUCUCUUUUUUGACUAUUUUCGUAUUCUUGACCUUGUUAAAUCUAUAAUGGUGAAGAACUUGUGAGGGGGGACGGGGGGGACAUAUUAGCAUUGUAAUGCUUUGUUCAUUGAACUACCAUUCCAGUAGGUGACUCUCCAUUAAUUCUUUUGCAUUAUCUGAUGCCUAUGGUAGAUUAACUGUGACCAUGACAUUAAUGGUGGUGAGCUUUUUAUCUGAUUAACUUUAUAAUAAUGAUUUUUUCAUUCGGAUGUUUGUCAAAUAUAUAACAUUUGAUUGAAUAAAGUUAGAAAUUGCAGUC
This is a messenger RNA of Dendrobium catenatum, 2455 nucleotides long. RefSeq names its product DNA (cytosine-5)-methyltransferase DRM2. Gene Ontology annotation, cellular component: nucleus. Bases 622 to 2220 code for a protein of 532 amino acids. Gene Ontology annotation, molecular function: DNA (cytosine-5-)-methyltransferase activity. The transcript has 9 exons. NCBI's taxonomy places the organism in Eukaryota, Viridiplantae, Streptophyta, Magnoliopsida, Asparagales, Orchidaceae. The record is from RefSeq and is a predicted model, not a curated record.